Messenger RNA from Marchantia polymorpha subsp. ruderalis, 1979 nucleotides. The record is from the annotation of a GenBank genome assembly. NCBI's taxonomy places the organism in Eukaryota, Viridiplantae, Streptophyta, Marchantiopsida, Marchantiales, Marchantiaceae.
UGGACCUGUGCCGCUCAAUUGAGUGUGAGCAGGGACCGGCAGACCUUGGACACUCGAGCUCGAGUAGGAAAAAAUCAACAGAUUUCAGUUUCGAUAGAGUGAAAGAGAGUCUCGAUGGAGAACGCAUCGUUUGAAUCUAUUAAGGACUCCCUGGUGAGCCAAUCAUGGCCAGAGAUGUGGAAGGCCAUUCUGGCAAUGGUUGUUGUGGCGGUGGUGACAGUCAAAGUGUUGGGUGGGAAGCGAGAUGACAGGAAAUACCCACCGGGUCCAAAGCCAUUGCCAAUCAUCGGAAACAUGAAUCUUCUAUUCGGCGAUGUCCUCCCCAAGAAGUUGGCGGAACUGGCCGUGGCCAACAACUGGCCCAUCAUGACCUUCAAGCUCGUAAACAAGCAGAAAGUGUUCGUGGUAUCAUCUCCUGAAGUCACGAAGGAGGUUCUGGUGACUCAAGGCCAAGUCUUUGCGUCUCGAUCGCCGCCGACCUUCGCACAGAGGUACAUGGUAUACGGCGAAGAUGGUAAGGAUGUUGGUGUGCUGUUCACUCACUACAGCCAGACAUGGAGAACUAACCGGAAGCUCAUGACCAUGGGACAGGCCCAGCACAGGAAAAUUCAUGGUGACGCUUUCAUUGUAGACCUGCUGCAGGUGCUCUAUAAGGAGAUCGAAACUGGCAAGGGAGCUUUGAGCAGGAAUGGCGAGCAACCUUUUGAAAUCCGGACGAUGGUCUGCCGAGUUUUCCUUCUGAGAAUCUUUCUGGUCUUCAUGUUCGGGCCCGGAGCUGAGAAAUAUGGUGAAGAGCUGAAUGCCCUCAAUGAUACUAUGUUCUACUGUCUGGAUAUGUCGGAAUUCGCCAAAUGGUUCUUCCCCAUGUUCGAGCCCAUUUUCGAUCUAUACUGGGGCAGGAUUGUCACCAGGAGGUGCAUGAACUCCAAGUUCCAUAUCCUGGAGCAGAUUUUCGAUGACCGAGCUAAGUAUGGCGGAGAGAAGUCAUGGUCCUUCUGUGAUAUUCUCCGCGAUGCAGAGAAGGAAGGAGAGAUUUCAGCAAACAAUGCCAUGCACCUCCUCGACGAGGUCAUCUUUGCAGGUCAGGAAACGACGGCCAAGGCCAUAGAAGGAGCGUUCAAGGAGCUGGCCCAGCGGCCUGAUAUCCUGAAGAAGAUCCAAGAGGAGAUGGAUCGUGUGAUCGGAAAGAAGCCCUUCAGACUCGACGAUGUAGAGAAGCUUCCUUACUUCCAGGCAUUCAUCAAAGAGUGCCUCAGACUCCACCGCACUCUCACAAUCCUCGUACCCCAUAUGAAUAUGGAAGAUGUUAAGCUGGGUGGAUAUGACAUUCCGAAGGGAUCUUCGAUCUGGAUCAACGUCUGGGCCAUGGCUCACGACCCAAAGGUCUUUCCCGAUCCUUUUGUACUGAAGCCCGAAAGGUUUCUCAACUGGGAUGUGGGUCUGGCUGGUGAAGAUCCAAAGUACAUUGUCUUUGGCGCAGGGCGAAGAAUGUGCCCUGGCACUCCACUUGCCAUGAAUUGCACCCAUAUGAUCGUUGGAAGCCUAGCUCAGAGGUAUGACAUGAGAUUCCCCACGGACUGGACAAAGGACAAGGUCACCAAAUUCGGCUUCAUUCCCAAGGAACGUGCUUUAGAGAUUUGCUUCACUAGGAGAGCAGGAUUUUAGGUUCUAGCUAGGUUCUACAGGCUGUCCAUGUUCGACGUUGUGAUGAAGGUCGCAUCAGAAUGCUCCUUUGAUAUAGAAUGCAGUGAAAGAAGCGAGUACAUUUAGAAUAUAUUCAUCGUAAAGGCAUCUAGUUUAUCUUAGCCAUCUAUUGCACCUGCCACCUGAAGCGGCUCGAGAAGCAGUGAUGAUUUAAUCAUUUGAUGCACUAUCACAGUCCACUAUCAUUUGAUUACCUAUUGGAGCUUCGAUUGAAACCUGAUGUACGGCGAGUUAUUCACUAUCAAUAUGGAAGCGAAGAUCUGAAAUGAUUCUGU